GGCUGGAAAUGGAGAAAAGGAGUAAGAAGAAGGUCGAAGUUGGGAAUAGGAGGUCAUUACUGAGGGAACAGAAGAAAACUAGGAAUAAGAUUAACAAGUUGAAAUCUUUCCUGAGUGUGGAGUUUAUGAAAGCAGAUUCACCGUUCUUGAAAGAUCAGCAUGACUAUUACUCAAGUGGAAGCAAGGUAGAUCGAAAGGGAUCCACAUGUAAAAAGAAGGGAAAGCUCUGGGUUAAAGAUAUGAUGGUAACUACAUAAAGAUCUCUAGCAAGCAAAAUUUGAUGAACAAGAAGCAGGUUCCUGAUGAUGUUAUCGAUCCUGAAAAAGACGAGGAUAUUGAGCUAGAAACAGCGGUUUUGAGUACAAGGAUGGAAACUUACCCAAAAGAGAAUUUCUUAGGUCAUGAUUUACCCAACCGCAAUAAAACCUAUAAAAAACCACGUAGAUGUAGUGUCAGAGUUCGUAAAUUUAAAGAUCUGCCCACAAAAGAGAUGCCAAUAAUGACUCCGUCAAAUCUGAAGAAAAACUUGUCUUCACAGAAGGAAGCUAGUCCCAAAGAGUUCAAUUUCUUUAGAAGUAAAGGGAUUGCUGAUGCAAAUAUUCUAAUCUCAGGGUUUGCUAAGCGUAGCCAAGACCCGUUGGAUGGAGAGCCUUCCCCUAUAGAUUACUCCGUGAAUAUUGAGGAGGCAGGUUCAUAUCAUAGUUUUGGGCCGGAGACAGUUUCCCAUUUGCCAAGGAAAAGUAUUAAAGAAACAGCAACUAAUUUGAAUACUAGCACAACUCUUGAUGUAGAUUAUUCAAAGAAGUAUAAGUUAGGCAGCUUUAAGGUUAAGAAAGACUAUCAGAAUGAACAUAUAACAAGUGCUUUUAGGGAAAAAUCACAAAUUUUGGACGAGCCUGAUGAAAUUUCAGAUGAUGAUAAUUAUAGCUUAUUUGAUUGGUGAUCUGAGUUUGAUGAGAUCGUGGAGAAUGAUAUCCCAGUAGAGCAAUGUUGAGCUUAUAAAGAAGAUGAUAAAGAUACUUAUUUGAAUGAUCCAAUACAUAUGAUACAAGAGAGAAUUGAUCUUAGAGUUCCUAAAUAUGAGAUAAAAUAUUGCUUACUAAACCAAUUUAUGAGAACUAAGGCUAGACGAAUUAGGGAGAGUUGUGCCAUUGAAGAGGUGCAUAAGGUCUUACUCUUACCAUACCAAAAUGAAUCAAAUAACCCUAUUGUUGUAACAAAGGAUCCUCCUCCUAAAAAGCCAAAUCUCUUUCCUUCAACUUCUCCCCCAUGAUCUCCAAUCUCACCCUUAGUCCCUCAGGAAGACCAACAAUCAGAUUUGGAUUACGGCCUUAAAAGUAAUCUUGAAAUUCCAAGGAUAAACCACUCUCCUCUUGUUGGCUAUAUAGACGUCCUGGGUGUGUUUUGAAUCAACCAUUCUGAAGAGUAUACUGAGCAGACCUAAACUCCCAAAACACUCACUAGGGCUCACUUUUGAAGGAGAGAAGAAAGAGCAUUUCAAGUCGGUACUCUCAUUCUCGUAUAAUAUCAUCACUGAUAUUCUCUUGGCUGAGAUCAAUAAAGAUAGGAACAAGUACAUCCACCAGCAGAACUUAGUCAUCAACCUAUUGUCCUGGGACAGAAGAUUCGAAGAACCCUUCGAUAUGUACUUCGAAGAAGUCUACAAAAAAUGAUAUGAAGUUGAAGAAGCCCAGCAAGGAAUCUCCCUUAAGGAGAUACUGAAACUAGUACUCAAUAAUUAGAAGAUCGGUUUC
This is a messenger RNA of Moneuplotes crassus, 1754 nucleotides long. NCBI's taxonomy places the organism in Eukaryota, Ciliophora, Spirotrichea, Euplotida, Euplotidae. The record is from the annotation of a GenBank genome assembly.